Messenger RNA from Corylus avellana, 4041 nucleotides. The record is from RefSeq and is a predicted model, not a curated record. Lineage: Eukaryota; Viridiplantae; Streptophyta; Magnoliopsida; Fagales; Betulaceae.
AUGGCCUUCCAUGGAGCCUCUUCCUCUUCCUCCUCCUCCUCUUCUUCUUCCUCUUUCAUCUUUCGGUGGACUUACGACGUAUUCUUGAGUUUUAGAGGUGAAGAUACUCGCAAAACUUUUACUGCCCAUCUAUAUGCAGCUUUGCGUCGAAAUGGAAUCAACGCCUUCACAGACGACAAGCUUAGAAGCGGAGAGGAAAUUUCACCGGCACUCGUCAAAGCUAUUGAAGAGUCUGAGAUUUCAAUCAUUGUACUAUCUAAAAACUAUGCAUCAUCCCGAUGGUGUUUGGACGAGCUAAUAAAAAUCCUCGAGUGUAGAAAAACAAGGGGGCAACAUGUUUUACCAUUGUUUUACGACGUAGAUCCCUCCGAUAUACGACAUCAAAUCAAUAGUGUUGAAAAAGCAUUGGCUGAACUUGAAAAAAGGUUCAAGGAGGAUGAAACGAAGGUGAAGGAGUGGAAGACUGCCCUAAAAGAAGUGGCCAAUUUGUCCGGCAUUCAAUUGGCGGGGAACAUGGAUGAACCUGAAUUUAUUCACGACAUCAUUGGAAUGGUGAAUUCAAAAUUAGUAAACAAGACAUACUUCCAAGUUGCCCAAUAUCCAGUUGGAAUAAAGUCUUGUGUACAAGAUGUGAAGUCGCUUUUACAUUUAGGGAGAAACGACAAUACAUACAUGAUAGGGAUUUUUGGAACUGGUGGAAUUGGUAAGACAUCUAUCGCCAAAGCUAUCUACAACUCGAUUGCUUUUGAUUUUGAAAGUAGUUGUUUUCUUGAAGACAUCAGAGAAACUUCCAGCCAAACGGGUGGUCUGAUCCGUUUGCAAAAGGAACUUCUUUCUAAGAUCCUAGGAGGUUCAAGUCUAACGGUUGACAAUGUUGAUCAAGGAAUUAAUUUGAUAAAGAAGCGGUUUCGCCUAAUAAGGGUACUUUUAGUUCUUGAUGAUGUGGAUCAGUCAAUCCAAAUAGAAAAGUUAGCUAAAAAAAUUGAUUGGUUUGGCGUAGGAAGUAGAAUCCUCAUAACAACAAGAAAUAAAGGUUUACUAAUUAAGCAUCAAGUUUUAACCUACGAGGUGAAGGAAUUGGAUCACUACAAAGCUCUUCGGCUCUUUAGUUGGCAUGCCUUCAAUAGAGACAUGCCUAAUGAUGAUUAUGUGAAAAUCACCGAAGAUGUAGUACAUUAUGCUGGGGGAUUGCCACUAGCUUUAUCAGUGCUAGGCUCAGCUCUAAAAGGAGAGAAUGUAGAAUAUGUGACAAAAAUACUAGAUAGAUGUGGUUUUCACUCAUAUAGUGGCAUCGAAGAACUAAAAGAUAAGUGUCUCAUAACUGUGUCUUGGGACGGAUCAUUGGUGAUGCAUGACUUGCUACAAGAAAUGGGUAGAGAAAUUGUUCGACAAGAAUCACCCAAAGAACCUGGUAACCGCAGUAGAUUGUGGUUUCAUGAAGAUGUUCGUCAUGUUCUAGAAGAAAAUACGGGAACAAACAAAGUUGAUGGCAUAUUGAUAGAUUUGCCUAAACCAGACAUGAUACACUUGAAUCCCAAAGCCUUCAAGAAGAUGAAAAUGCUCAAAAUAUUUAUAAACCGUAAUGCACACUUUUCUAGAGAACCUAAUUUUCUCUCUAAUGAGUUAAGAUUGCUUGAUUGGCGUAAAUAUCCUGGAGAAUCUUUGCCAUCUAAUUUUUGUGGAAAGAAUCUUGUUGUUUUAAGAAUGCAGGAUAGUCACCCCAAGGAAUUUGAGGGAGUCCAGAAUUUCCAAAACAUGACAACUAUGAAUUUCUCUUUUUGUGAAUUCCUAAGAAAAUUCCCUGAUGUUUCAAGGAUCCCAAAUUUAGAGAAAUUGGAUCUUGAUUAUUGCAAAAAUUUAGUUGAGGUUCAUCCUUCUGUUGGAUUCCUUGAUAAACUCGUUAGUUUGAGACUUGAAGGAUGCUCUAAUCUUAAGAGUUUUCCGAGAAGCCUCAAGAUGAGAUCUCUCAAAAUUCUUUGGCUUCGAGGUUGCUCAAGGCUUAAGAACUUCCCUAAAAUUGAGUGUCCAAUGGAAUGUUUAGAAGAAAUCAACUUUAGUGAAACUGGUAUAGAGGAAUUGCCUUCAUCUAUUGGGUACCUCGUUGGGGUUGAAACCUUAUAUCUAAGUGGUUGCACAAACCUUAUGAAUCUUCCAGAUAGCAUUCUUAAGUUACAACAUUUUGAAAGACUAUACAUCGGGAAGCUGGAUGGGAUUAUAAAUCUUCUAGAUAGCAAAUAUCUCAGCCUCUCCGGUUGUUCAAAAGUUGAUGAGUUGUUAAAAACAGUGGAGGAUACAAGACAAUCCAUGCCAACUGUUGUAUCCAUAGAGGAAUCUACAACUUCAUCAAUGGCAGAACUACUCCAAUUGUCACCUCCGACGAAUACAAGCGGUUCUAAUGAUGGUAGUUCUUCCAUAGUAUUUCCAAAACUUCGAAAGUUGGAUCUUCAUAAUUGUGUCCUCUCAAAAUCAAAUUCCUUUAAGCACUUUGAUUGGUUCUCUGAAUUGACGCUUUUAGAUCUAUCAAUGAGUGAUAUUGUUACCCUUUCUCCAUGCAUCAGAAGAUUUGUUAGAUUGAUGUUUCUUUAUUUGAGGGGAUGCAAGCAACUUCGAGAAAUUUUAGGGCUUCCACCAAAUGUAAUUUUUAUGACCGUUGAGGGGUGUGUGUCAUUGACAAUGUUUCUAGAUGAAGGUAGAAGAUAUCAAUUGUUUAAUGCACCAGAGGCCCUAUUCCAAGUCGGAACGGUAUGUCCAGCAUUGAUUCUUGGAAACCAUGUUCUAACAGAAUCAGAUUUCUUGAUUCAACCUGAUUGCCCUUCUAGUUUAGAAUAUCUACAUCUAUCAGGUAGCGCUAUUGUUAUCCUUCCUGUGUGGCUCAACAAAUUUGUUGGAUUGAAGAGACUUUAUUUGGCCAGCUGCAAGCAACUUAGAGAAAUUCCAAAACUUCCAACAACGCUCGAUUGGAUUGACCUCUCCAAUUGCCAUAGAUUGCAUGAAAAUAUGGGGGAUGAUCUGGAAAUUCGUUUAAUGAGUGAGGGACUUCGUAUGAAAAGUGAAUUUAGCUGUAUAUUUCCUGGAAAUAAGAUUCCAGAUUGCUUCAGCCAUCGUAAAGAGGUUUUCAAUGCUAAUUCGUGUGAAAUAGAUAUCAAUGAGCCUGUACAUUCGAAUUCGAAGAAAAAAAUAUUUGGUUUCUCUGCUGUUAUUGGAACAGAGGAAUCACAAGAUAUGGACUGUUUUCAAAUUCUGGUUGAAGUCAUCAAUGGUAUUGGUCAACACAUGUAUUCUCAUAGGUCUGAUUUGAUAUGUAAUUCAACCGGCUCAGAUCAUGUAUGGUUGAAUUUCCAUGGUUCAUGCCACUCACAACUAAAGACGGACAAUUUUCGAGUUAAAUGGGGAUUCGAUUAUUCGAGAUAUAAUCCUUCAACUUCAAAGCCUUCAAAGCUAGUGUUCUUUAAGAGUUGCGGAUUCCAUGGACGUCUUCUUAAGGACCAUACAUUUGGUUGUAUAUUUGUGGGAAACAAGAUUACAGAUUGGUUCAGCCAUUGUAAAGAGGUUUCAAAUGUUAAUUCAUGUGAAAGAGAUAUCAAUGAGCCUCUACAUUUGGAUUUAAAGAAUACAAGAUUUGCUUUCUCUGCUGUUGUUGGAGCAGAGGAUGUACAAGAUAAGGUUUACUUUGGAAUUCAAGUUGAAGUCACCAAUGAUAUUGGUGAACGUGUGUAUUCUCAUAAGUCUGAUUUAAUCAUUAAUUCAACCAGCUCAGAUCGUGUAUGGUUGCAUUUCCAAGGCUACAUCGAGAAGCUUUUCUGUGAGGUUAAAGAGCUCCAGACUUCACUUGCUAGCUUCUUCUUAGACAUCAAUGGGAAGCAAGUCCACGUAUCCAAGUCAGGUUAUGGAAGCUCUGAAACACAAGAAGGAAAAUAUUCAACCCUUCGCUUCACCCAACUGGAGGAAUAUGAAGCCAGACUGUUUAGUUUAUAUAGCAUGGAUGCAUUGCUAGAGAUGAUGCAGAGCCUGCAGCAGACGACAAUACCCAUUGCCCACUAG